This is a messenger RNA of Vitis riparia (riverbank grape), 1770 nucleotides long. RefSeq names its product protein terminal ear1 homolog. The coding region runs from base 260 to 1309 and encodes 349 amino acids. Lineage: Eukaryota; Viridiplantae; Streptophyta; Magnoliopsida; Vitales; Vitaceae. The record is from RefSeq and is a predicted model, not a curated record. Gene Ontology annotation, molecular function: nucleic acid binding. The transcript has 4 exons.
UUUUUCUCUAUUUUUUAUCCAUAAAAGCCAGCCAUGAUACGAAAAGCCAUCUUUCCUUGCACGCCUUUGCAUUCUAUACUCCAAUUUCCACCGUCUGAUUGAGGGACCUUACUCCUCUACUUGCUCUGAUUCUGAAUCAUUCCUUGAGCCAAACCUCCACCACUACCACCACCGUAUAAAUCCGGUGUUCUGAUCAGUUUGUCUUCUGAAUCGGCUUUCUUCUUUUUCUUCUUCCACCGUUUUGUUCUUUUGCACUCCCAUGGCUUCUCAGCUUCUCAACACAAACCCUAGAGGGUCGAAACCUUUAAACCCAAACGCACAUGCUUUCCAGCCAUGGAAAUCAUUGAAAGCUUAUUAUCUUCCACAUCACUUGUACGAAACACAGGGAAGGAUGCAACUGCCGGCGACGGCGACGGUGCUGGAUUUCGCUUAUCAGCCUGUUUCCUUGCCACUGUUGAGGUAUUCCGGUUUGGGUUGCUACAGUGCACAGUUUCAUCAUCAACCGCUGCACCUGCGAGCUUCUUCCAUUCUUUACCCUAGUGGCGACUUUCCCAUUACCUAUGUGGGUUCUACGAAAGAUUCGGUCACUGAAAUGAUGGAGGAUUUGGGGGAUUCGGUGUCUUCGAGAGGUGAGACAAGGAAAGUAAGUGGGGUUCCGGUGAAGAAGAUGAUUGCACCGAGAUUGAAGAGGUCGCAGAGGAGGAGUUCUAUGCCAGGCGGGGACAAAAAUGGGACCUCUGUUUGGAGGGCCAGAAAGUUUUUGAACGGUGAUGGUUGUGGAGAUGAUCCUUUGCCUCCCUCUGAUGUCAAUGCCCUUGAACUUUCUCUAUCUGGGAAAACUACUGUGAUGAUUAGAAAUAUUCCAAACAAAAUGAGUAGGAAAGAUAUGCUACAAUUACUCGAUGAGUGUUGCCAAGUAGAGAACAGAAACGCGGAGUUGCAGUGUGACUCGCUUCGUACUGAGUAUGACUUUGUCUACUUGCCCAUGGAUUUUAGGUUUAAGUGCAGCAAUAAGGGCUACGCAUUUGUGAACUUCACCACAGAUGUUGCCGCAUUUAGGAUCUGCAAAUACUUGCACAACACCACAUGGGCGGCUUAUGGGACCAAGAAAAUAUGUGAAAUCACAGGCGCCAGAAUCCAGGGAAAAGAAGCGCUAGUUGGACAUUUUCGGAAUUCGAAUUUCGAGUGUAGCACAGAUGAUUACCUCCCGGUUGUUUUAUCUCCUCCUCGAGAUGGUAUGACCGCCAUAACCACACCACGGAUUGUCGGUAGACGCGUUGUUUCCAACAAAUCCAUGCGGAAACAUUGAAGAACGAAACGAUGGCUUAUCAUCGUUUUGUACACUCUCGCUCUCUCUCUCCAUUAAGUGAACGUUGGACACUGUACAGGAUGUCUAGGGGUUGGGUUGUAGUUGUAGUUGUUGGGUUGGGUAUAGUUUGCAUAAGUGUAGUAGUUGAAAACUUGGAACGAAUGUAACCAGUGUUUUCAUUCUCUCCCUAGGGUUUAGUGUGGUCAAUCACAGUCUGGGGUGAAUUGGAAACACGGGCGGGGAUAUUUGCCUGGGCUGGAGUAUUAGUUUUUGUUGGUAGCAAGAGAUAAAGCUGAGGAGUGGGUGCCACGAUCCCAGAGACUGGACUUAGGCGUGGGUUCGUGUGCCUUGUGUUGUACGUAUUUUCCUGCUUCCAGGCUAUGUGAUUUUACGUGUAUCAUGUUUGUUAUGAAAUGCCUUUGAGUAGCUUCUUAUCUCCACCAUUGAUUUGUAUAUUCAAA